CUGCCUUCCACUUGUCUGUGCGCGUCCCCGAGCUGGGAGACACACAGGGACGCACAGUAACAGUGGGCAGUGAACCGGGUACUACAGCCACCGUCUGCUGAGCCCGCACAUUCACGUCAUAUACACAGGUUUGUGGCAUCAAGGAAGUCUAUCCGCACACACAUCCUCACUACUAGCAAAAAAGAUUACUACUCGCUGAAGGCUCGGAUGAUGGGAUAGCAUUUUAUCAUUUUAAUUACGUUUGGAGAACGAUGAAGUAAGCAUGACCGCCUACGUCCUGGGCACCUUGGCCUCUCUAGGCACAACCACCGCUGCCUCUUGUACGGGCUCCUCGUGCAGCAAUGCCACUAAGGAAUACUGCUACAGCGCACGGAUCCGCAGCACUGUGCUGCAGGGGCUGCCCUUCGGAGGAGUGCCGACUGUCCUGGCGCUUGACUUUAUGUGCUUCCUGGGUUUCUGCUCCUGGCUCACGGCGAUCUUCAGGAUAAAAGAUGAUGAGAUCCGUGAGAAGUGUGGUGCAGAUGCUGUGCAUUACUUGUCUUUCCAACGGCACAUCAUUGGGCUCCUCGUGGCAGUUGGAGUACUCUCUGUGGGGAUCGUGCUGCCUGUCAACUUCUCUGGGGACUUGCUUGAAAACAACGCGUACAGCUUUGGAAGGACAACCAUAGCAAACUUAAAUUCAGGGAACAACCUGCUCUGGUUACACACCACCUUUGCGUUCCUGUAUCUUCUCCUCACUGUGUACAGUAUGAGACGUCACACAUCUAGGAUGAGAUACAAAGAGGAUGAACUGGUAAAACGAACCCUGUUUAUUAAUGGAAUCUCAAAGUAUGCAGAGCCUGAGAAAAUCAAGAAACAUUUUGAGGAGGCAUAUGCCAACUGUACUGUACUGGAAGCCCGGCCAUGCUAUAAUGUAGCCAGACUCAUGUUCCUGGACACAGAGAGGAAGAAGGCAGAGCGCGGCCGGUUAUACUUCACUCACCUGAAGAACAAAGAUAAUCUGACCUCUAUGAUCAACCCUAAGCCAUGUGGCCAUUUGUGCUGUUGUGUGAUUAAGGGCUGUGAGCAGGUGGAAGCUAUAGAGUAUUAUACAGGUUUGGAACAACGUCUGAAGGAAGAGUAUAGAAAGGAAAAGGAGAAAGUGUAUGAAAAGCCUCUCGGGAUGGCAUUUGUCACAUUUCACAAUGAGGCCAUCACAGCAAGGAUUCUAAAGGAUUUCAAUGCAUGUAAGUGCCGUGGCUGCACUUGCCGUGGGGAACCUAAGGUCUCUUCCUGUAGUGAGUGUUUGCAUGUGCGAAACUGGACUGUGAGCUACGCCCCCGACCCACAGAAUAUCUACUGGGAGCAUCUCUCGACUCGUGGCUUUGUCUGGUGGAUCCGCUGCAUGGUCAUCAAUGUGAUACUCUUCCUUCUCCUUUUCUUCCUCACUACUCCGGCCAUAAUCAUCACCACUAUGGACAAGUUUAACGUAACCAAGCCGGUGGAGUACCUGAACAAUCCUAUUAUUACCCAGUUCUUUCCCACUCUGCUGCUCUGGGCGUUUUCUUCUCUGCUGCCUACAAUAGUUUACUACUCUGCGUUCUUUGAAGCCCAUUGGACCAGGUCUGGAGAGAACAGGACCACAAUGCACAAGUGCUACACAUUCCUCAUCUUCAUGGUGUUGCUGUUGCCUUCACUGGGACUAACCAGCUUGGACCUUUUUUUCCGCUGGCUUUUUGACAAGAAGUUUCUGGAACAGGCAAAGAUCCGGUUUGAGUGUGUGUUUCUCCCAGAUAAUGGCGCUUUCUUUGUUAAUUACGUCAUUGCCUCUGCUUUUAUUGGAAACGCCAUGGACCUGCUGCGGAUUCCAGGUCUGCUCAUGUAUAUGAUUCGUCUGUGUCUGGCACGAUCCGCCGCUGAACGCAAGAAUGUUAAACGGCACCAGGCGUACGAGUUCCAGUUUGGCGCAGCCUAUGCGUGGAUGAUGUGCAUCUUCACUGUAGUGAUGACCUACAGUAUCACUUGCCCAAUUAUUGUGCCAUUUGGACUGAUGUACAUGCUGCUGAAGCACCUGGCAGAUCGGUACAACCUGUAUUACGCCUACCUGCCCGCCAAACUGGACAAGAAGAUCCACUCUGCAGCGGUUAGCCAGGUGGUAGCAGCUCCCAUCCUGUGCUUGUUCUGGUUGCUGUUCUUCUCCACCAUGAGGACGGGUGAGAUUCUGGCUCCCACAUCCAUGUUCACAUUUGUGGUUCUGAUAAUCACAAUCGUGAUCUGUCUAUUGAUCACACAGAGGUGAUUGCUGUAGACGGGACACAGAAUGGAAGACCUGCAUCCAACGCCCCAUCUCAGAAGUCUGCGAAAUACAUUGCGCAAGUGCUGCAGGACUCUUCUGCAGACAGUGAUCCAGCAGCUGACAGUGAGAGUACUGAGGAGCCCGCCUCUCAGGAUGAGGAUAUGAUUAUCGCUGAUAGCACUCAGGAUGCAGACUUCCAGUCCUGCGAGGACAGUCUAAUUGAGAAUGAGAUCCACCAGUGAGCCUAUCAUGAUUGGGGCUAUGACAGGACAUCUCUGUGCCCCCUCACUAUGCACAGGGGCGUAACUGCUGGACUCGCCUGAUCUUGCUGGGCACUAUGGCACCUUCUCCCUCUACCCCCAACAGACUAUUAAUUGGGAGCAGAGUCUAGCAGAAGCAGUUAAUAUAGCGUCCAGCCGUGACUUCAGGGGCAGAGGGGAGCUAGCACACAACUGCCCAUGUACAGUAUACAGACUUUGUAUGUGUGUGUUUGGUCAGAAGCUGCCUGCAAUUUGUGUUGUGUUAGGGAAUCUUUGCACUCCUGCUACCUGUGCUAUAAAUGUUCUGUGGUUACGCUGAUAGCCUGGCAUUGCACGUGGGAAGCUGAUACUGCUCCUUGUUUGUGUAUUCUUUUUAGAAGGGUUUACAUUGCGCAAGUGGGAGACUGGCACUGUGUGGUUGCGCGAGUGGGAGACUGGCACUGUGUGGUUGCGCGAGUGGGAGACUGGCACUGUGUGGUUGCGCGAGUGGGAGACUGGCACUGUGUGGUUGCGCGAGUGGGAGACUGGCACUGUGUGGUUGCGCGAGUGGGAGACUGGCACUGUGUGGUUGCGCGAGUGGGAGACUGGCACUGUGCUCCUUGUGAGUGAAAGAUUUGUAUUAAGUGCAUUUGUGUGAGAGAUUGGCACUUUGUGCUUGCACGAAAGGAAACAUUCCAUUGUGCUUAUUUUAGUUUGACAGGCUGACAUUGUGCGGGCGCGUGACAGUGGAAGAUUUUUUUAGCAUGGCUUGGAGAUUGGAGUCUGGCACUGUAUGAUUACCUUAUUGAAAGUCAGGCACCGUACAUGCAUUUUAGCGUAAGGACUAGUUUGUAUGCUUUUUGCUUCUGUGAUUUCAGCAUUGUUUGUGUGCAGCAGUAGGAUAACUGCAUAGCGUGCGCAAUCACACUAGCUGGAAGCCAGCAAGUUAUGGAUGUAGAUUUGAGGCCGACACUGUGGAAGUAAUACGGGAUUAUAGCUAGGACUGAUGAUGUGCCAGGUUUUGCUGUCUGGCUAUGGGAGGCUGGCACUGCUGCAGUUUGUAUAUAACUUCAGUGUAAUAUAUUGUGUGUGUGAGAGGCUGUACAUACUGUGGCAUGUGAGAGAGGCUGUACAUACUGUGGCAUGUGAGAGAGGCUGUACGUACUGUGGCAUGUGAGAGAGGCUGUACAUACUGUGGCAUGUGAGAGAGGCUGUACGUACUGUGGCAUGUGAGAGAGGCUGUACGUACUGUGGCAUGUGAGAGAGGCUGUACGUACUGUGGCAUGUGAGAGAGGCUGUACGUACUGUGGCAUGUGAGAGAGGCUGUACGUACUGUGGCAUGUGAGAGAGGCUGUACGUACUGUGGCAUGUGAGAGAGGCUGUACGUACUGUGGCAUGUGAGAGAGGCUGUACGUACUGUGGCAUGUGAGAGAGGCUGUACGUACUGUGGCAUGUGAGAGAGGCUGUACGUACUGUGGCAUGUGAGAGAGGCUGUACGUACUGUGGCAUGUGAGAGAGGCUGUACGUACUGUGGCAUGUGAGAGAGGCUGUACGUACUGUGGCAUGUGAGAGAGGCUGUACGUACUGUGGCAUGUGAGAGAGGCUGUACGUACUGUGGCAUGUGAGAGAGAGGCUGUACGUACUGUGGCAUGUGAGAGAGAGGCUGUACGUACUGUGGCAUGUGAGAGAGAGGCUGUACGUACUGUGGCAUGUGAGAGAGAGAGGCUGUACAUACUGUGGCAUGUGUGAGAGAGAGAGGCUGUACAUACUGUGGCAUGUGAGGGAGAGAGGCGCUGUACAUACUGUGGCAUGUGAGAGAGAGAGGCGCUGUACAUACUGUGACACGUGAGGGAGAGGCUGUACAUGCUGUGGCAUGUGAGGGAGAGGCUGUACAUGCUGUGGCAUGUGAGAGAGAGAAGCUGUACAUACUGUGGCAUGUGAGAGAGAGAGGCGCUGUACAUACUGUGCCAUGUGAGGGAGAGGCUGUACAUACUGUGCCAUGUGAGGGAGAGGCUGUACAUAUUGUGGCAUGUGAGGGAGAGAGAGGCGCUGUACAUACUGUGGCAUGUGAGAGAGAGAAGCUGUACAUACUGUGGCAUGUGAGAGAGAGAAGCUGUACAUACUGUGGCAUGUGAGAGAGAGAGGCGCUGUACAUACUGUGCCAUGUGAGGGAGAGGCUGUACAUACUGUGCCAUGUGAGGGAGAGGCUGUACAUACUGUGGCAUGUGAGAGAGGCACUUUACAUACUGUGCCAUGUGAGGGAGAGGCUGUACUUACUGUGGCAUGUGUGAGA
Messenger RNA from Bombina bombina (fire-bellied toad), 4807 nucleotides. RefSeq names its product transmembrane protein 63B (gene TMEM63B). NCBI's taxonomy places the organism in Eukaryota, Metazoa, Chordata, Amphibia, Anura, Bombinatoridae. The record is from RefSeq and is a predicted model, not a curated record. Gene Ontology annotation, cellular component: plasma membrane. Gene Ontology annotation, molecular function: calcium-activated cation channel activity.